This is a messenger RNA of Dovyalis caffra, 648 nucleotides long. The record is from the annotation of a GenBank genome assembly. NCBI's taxonomy places the organism in Eukaryota, Viridiplantae, Streptophyta, Magnoliopsida, Malpighiales, Salicaceae.
AUGAGCGACGAAACGAAACCAGAAAAUGAAGCUGUUGAAGCUAAGCGCGUAACACCCCGUCUAAACGAGAGAAUCCUUUCGUCUUUGUCAAGGAGAACUGUUGCUGCACAUCCCUGGCAUGAUCUUGAAAUUGGGCCUGGAGCUCCCCACAUUUUCAACGUUGUGGUUGAGAUAACAAAAGGAAGUAAGGUCAAAUAUGAACUGGACAAGAAGACAGGACUAAUCAAGGUUGAUCGGAUUUUAUACUCCUCUGUGGUCUAUCCCCACAACUACGGUUUCAUCCCUCGCACAUUAUGUGAAGACAAUGAUCCCUUGGAUGUUUUAGUACUCAUGCAGGAGCCUGUCCUUCCUGGUUGUUUUCUGCGAGCCAGGGCCAUUGGACUUAUGCCCAUGAUUGACCAGGGAGAGAAAGAUGACAAAAUUAUUGCAGUGUGUGCUGAUGAUCCAGAGUACAAGCACUACACAGACAUCAAGGAGCUGGCCCCUCAUCGUCUUUCUGAGAUUCGCCGUUUCUUUGAAGAUUACAAGAAAAAUGAGAACAAGGAGGUUGCGGUUAAUGAUUUUUUACCUUCAAAUACUGCUGUUGAAGCUAUCCAGUACUCAAUGGACCUUUAUGCUGAGUACAUUCUGCACACCCUGAGGCGGUAG